Phragmites australis (common reed) is the source of this 3296-nucleotide messenger RNA. RefSeq names its product histone-lysine N-methyltransferase family member SUVH2-like. Gene Ontology annotation, molecular function: protein binding; histone methyltransferase activity; zinc ion binding. The record is from RefSeq and is a predicted model, not a curated record. Gene Ontology annotation, cellular component: nucleus. Bases 280 to 2304 code for a protein of 674 amino acids. The transcript is spliced from 2 exons. NCBI's taxonomy places the organism in Eukaryota, Viridiplantae, Streptophyta, Magnoliopsida, Poales, Poaceae.
CUCCUCACCGAAUUAAUUUUGCGGUUCGUUCGAGCCCCGGCAAAGGGCGCUCCAUUUUGGAGAUUUCGCACCUGUCCCUCCGUCGCCAUUUUCCUUCUCCCCUCCACCAACGUCACCUCAGCAGUUGGUGAAAUCCACCCCCGACAACCGCCCUCGUCCGCCCUCCCAUCCACCUCGCCUUCUCCGCCACGCGCCACGAGGGGUUGGGGAAUUACGAGGAGCGUCCCUCCCCGGUGAGUUCGCGGAGGCGAGGGUGGUUUUGGUUUGUGGUUGUAGCAAAUGGAGAUGGAGUCCUCGCCGUCGUCGUCGCCGCCGUCGUCUCCGGCCGGGUCGUCCGACUCCAUCGACCUCAACUUCCUGCCGUUCCUCAAGAAGGAGCCCAAGUCGGAGCCGGCGUCACCGGAGCGCGGCCCCCUGCCGCUGCCUGCGCCCCCGCCCCCGUCCCCGCCGCAGCCGGUGUCGGCGGCGGCUGCUGCGGCCUCGGCGCCUCCGCCACCGGCAACGCCUGACCUGUCGUCCGCGGCGGUGAUGACGCCUCUGCAGUCGCUGCCGCCGAACCCGGAAGAGGAUGCCCUCCUCCGGGAGUACUACCGCCUCGCGAGCCUCUACCUCUCGUCGGCGGGGGCCGGGGCGAUCGUACCUGCGCCUGGGCCGCAGACGGGCCCCCCCGCGAUGGUGCAGCCCGCGUCCGGGUCCGCCGUGAAGAAGCGUCGGCCGCGGUCGUCGGAGCUCGUGCGGGUAUCCUCGCUCGGCGUGCGGGACCAGAUCUACUUCCGCGACCUCGUGCGCCGGGCGCGCAUCACCUUCGAGUGCCUCCGCGGGCUGCUGCUGAGGGACGACGAGCGUGCGGAGGCGCUUGGGCUCCCAGGCGUCGGCGGGGACCGGCGCCGCGUCCGCGCGGACCUGCGCGCCGCGGCCCUCAUGGGCGACCACGACCUCUGGCUCAACCGCGACCGCCGCAUCGUGGGGCCGAUCCCAGGGAUCUCGGUGGGGGACGCCUUCUUCUUCCGCAUGGAGCUCUGCGUGCUCGGGCUCCAUGGCCAGGUGCAGGCGGGAAUAGACUACGUCACCGCAGGGCGGUCUGCCUCAGGUGAGCCAAUAGCCACAUCCAUAAUUGUGUCUGGUGGGUAUGAGGAUGACGAUGACCGUGGUGAUAUACUUGUGUACACGGGCCAUGGCGGCCGUGACCCCAACCUCCACAAGCACUGCAUCGAUCAGAAGCUCGAGGGCGGCAACCUUGCCCUUGAGCGCAGCAUGGUUUAUGGUAUUGAGAUCCGUGUAAUCCGUGCUGUCAAAUUAAGACGCAGCCCUGUCGGCAAGGUCUAUUUCUAUGAUGGCCUCUACAAGGUCAUUGAUUACUGGCUCGACCGUGGCAAAGCCGGGUUUGGUGUUUAUAAGUACAAAAUGCUGCGCAUUGAGGGGCAAGAACCCAUGGGUACUGUGAAUUAUCGAGUAGCUGAACAGCUCAAGGUGGAUGUGUUUGCUGUGCGGCCAACAGGGUAUUUGAGCUUUGAUAUUUCCAUGGGCCGAGAUAUCACGCCAGUUGCACUCUAUAACGAUGUUGAUGAUGAUCAGGACCCACUCUUGUUCGAGUACCUGGCACGCCCAAUAUUUCCAACCUCUGCUGUCCAAGGGAAGUUUGCUGAGGGUGGUGGUGGUUGCGAUUGUGCCGAGAAUUGCUCAAUUGGAUGUAACUGUGCAGGUAGGAAUGGAGGUGAGUUUGCUUAUGAUAAGGCCGGAGUCCUGCUACGAGGCAAACCGCUGGUAUAUGAGUGUGGGCCAUACUGCAGGUGUCCACCUAGUUGCCCCAACAGGGUCAGUCAGAAGGGGCUUCAGCAUAGGCUUGAGGUGUUCCGAUCAAGGGAGACCGGGUGGGGAGUUCGGUCUUUGGAUCUCAUUAAGGCGGGCACGUUCAUUUGUGAGUUUAGUGGGAUUGUGCUUACUCAUCAGCAGUCAGAGAUUGUGGCUGCGAAUGGCGAUUGCUUGGUGCGUCCAAACAGGUUCCCUCCAAGAUGGUUGGAUUGGGGUGAUAUAUCUGAUGUGAAUCCUGAGUAUGUGGCACCAGAUCAUCCUGCUGUGCCUGAGUUGAACUUUACAAUUGAUGUGUCACGGGCGAGGAACGUGGCUUGUUAUUUCAGCCACAGUUGCAGUCCAAAUGUGUUUGUCCAGUUUGCGUUGUUUGAUCAUUACAAUGCUUCUUAUCCCCACCUCAUGAUCUUUGCCAUGGAGAACAUUCCGCCAUUGAGGGAGCUAAGCAUUGACUAUGGAAUGAUCGAUGAAUGGGUGGGAAAGUUAACCAUGUAGCUGGAGUACCUAUUUAGAAGGCAAUACCCUCUUUGUUUUCCCUUUCUUUUUGAAGUUUUCAUAAUGCUUCACUUGGGGAUCAUCAAGGUGACCGCUGACUGAAAUUUCCUGUGCUGUCCAAUAAUGGAGGGUCCAUUUGGGACGACGUACCAGUGCUGGUGGCAGGCACACAUAAGGAGGGCCAAACUCCAACUCAUUGUCAUUGACUGGACAUCCGCCACUCAUUGUAUAUUUUGCGUGAUAACCUCAGUGACUAACCAAUUUCGGAGAGGUACUCGCCUUUGAAACAUGAUGUUUGCUGCUGUUGGACGUUUGUCAUGGCAGGCCCUGAGUUUCAGUCUUAGCCUUCGUUUUACUGCUAUUGCUACCGAACUCCUUAUGUACAUAUAUCUGUAUAUUAUCUAGCUGGAAGUCUGCCCACUUCUGUUGGUAAAUGGUGGUACCACAAGUGGGCCAGCCUUGUCCAGAUCAAGGAACUGAAGAAUUUGCGAAAUGAGGUCUGUAGGAGGAAAUUAUUUGCAGGGAUAGUGUCUAUUUUUGUUUUGCAGAAUACUGCAUUGCUUCCUAUACCAGGUCACUGCGUCUUUCGUUCCGUGGAAAACCAGAGAGCAACAAUGUGGACCUAUCGGUGAUGCUGGGGGCUGGCACUGUCAAGCUACCGGUGUAUUCCGGACAUAGGCGAACUGCUAUUCAGGCUGUGAUGGACAAUUGGAUAUUGUCCUGGUGAUGUAGAAUUUUCCACUCACAAUGAAGGUUGCCUGUUCGGUUAGGCUCCUGCUGUUGCGUCUUCAUCUAUUGUCUUGCUUAGUUGCUCAGGGUCUAAAUUUUAGAGACCGUUGAGCUCAAGUUUUGUCAGGUUAAAGCCCCAUCACGCCAUGAGCCAGCUUGAGAGAUCCUUGAGGUUUACCCAUGAGUAAUCACUGUAACUGAUUGCCAGAUAACGGCAAUAUUAUUCGCACCAUAAUCGGUGUUUGGUUGUUAUUUUGCAGCAA